Messenger RNA from Porites evermanni, 20431 nucleotides. Lineage: Eukaryota; Metazoa; Cnidaria; Anthozoa; Scleractinia; Poritidae. The record is from the annotation of a GenBank genome assembly.
AUGGUCUCUGGUUUUUGGAUUUCUCCCCUACCACGGAGACGAAUGCAAUGGAUGAGACAUCAACAUGGAGGAGUGAAAGGUAAUGGUAAUGGAAAGUCUGCUUAGUGAUAAGAUAACUUAAAAAAACGCCCGAGUAACAUAUCAGUUUGUAGAUUACCUAAUAGCAUCAUGAAAGAAUAAAGCUGGAUACAUAUUUAUGAGCUAAUGGUCGAAAAGAGCAGGGGGCACGUUUUUGUUCAAUUUUUUCUUUUUUCCCUCGUUCGUGACAUGACGAUAUAUUAUUGUUUCUUUCUUAGAACGUCCUUCUUUCAAAGCAUAGAAGAGAGCUACUACCGACAGGGGAUUUGAAAAUUUUUUUUCGUUCUGUCCCGUCCUUCUAAAAGACAGGAAGUCCUGUCCCCAGCUCAGGGAAAAUGGGAAAAAGCUUGAGUCCCGCUCCCCUGACCUAGGACAGCAAACAAGAAAAAUUUACCGUCAGUCGGUUAUUACUCCGAAAACAACUGAGUAAACCUGACUGCUGUUAAUUGAUCACGAUGCCACUUUAAUCAUGAUACCAGUGAAAGCCUGUUUGCUUUGAAGUAAAAAAAAAAAACCUAACAUACAGUCAAACCCAGUUAACUCUGAAAUAGAGGUAUCACAAAAAGUGUCCGCGUUAACUAACGUAGUAAGUGGGUCAUGUUAUUAAAGUAAAAAAAAACUCUUUUCAAUCAAAACCCUUCUCGUGUAUAACUCGUUUGGUGCCAAAAAUUGACCUCUACAAAUCAUCCUAUCCGGUAUAUUGUAGGGCUGGGAACAUCGACAUGCUGUCAACUGAAGGAUUUUUUUCCUUGAAAAAGGAAAGGUCUAUUUACAUGCAGCACCCAGUUGAUAAUGAAGUGUUCGCAUUAGCGAGGUUGGCUUUCUAUAAGAAUUCGUUGAUUGGACAAGAACUAAGUGUCCAUUGACAGCAUUAACUGGUGUCCGUAUUAAGCGGGUUGAAUUUAGAGAAAAUGUAUUUGCUAAGAGCUUUCCCCAGGGGCAAAGAAAACUGUCCGUAAUAACAAAGUGUCCGUAUUUCAGUGGUUACCACUAACACGCGCCCUUGAAUGGCUUUUCCUCUCUGUUGAAACCUGAGUUUCCGUGGACAGCGUCAACAAACUGUUUCCAUGGUUUUCUCACGCGCUCCCGACAGAGAAGGUUCCCUCAUCGCUGAAUGAAGGGCGAAGCCCAAUAAGAUGAAGGAUUAUAUUGUUAAAACAACGAUGACUCUGCGAGCUGUGUGAAAUAGCCGAAACACUCUCUAUAGUUUACGUUAAGGUUUUUAAGUUGUUUAUUUAUUUGAUUGUAUGAAAACACGGGAGCCGUCGACGAAUUGCCAAAGAGUAUAAAUUCAAAGAAACGAAAGAUAUCACGCAGACAAGGGAAAAAGUUUCCUCUGAAUGGAAGCUGUUUUCGAAAAUGAAUUUUGCAACCUGCAGAUCUACUGAUUAUUCUUCAUGUUGUCGAAUACAAUCAACAACCCUUACAACGGCAACAACAAGAAUUUAUCGUGGUUACGGUUUGCCAUUUACAUACAGCGCAGAAUUAGCAAGAACUCAGCGAGUUGCGAGCGUGUAUUGAGAACGAUUAGGUGGUUGUAAAGCUUUGUAAAUUACAGUGUGUAACAAAUUCGUACUUCGUGUCAGAUCCUGUAGCAAAAUAUUGGAAAAACGACUUAUAAAACGCCGACAUGUUCUUCCAAGUGCUCGAGAAACAGGGAAAGAAUCUUCUCUAGGCCAAUCUUCUCUAGGCCAAUUGACCUCCACCAAAACGCAGGUUUGAACCGAAGAAAAAACCUUUCAGGGCGCGUGUUAGUGGUAACAGCUGUAAGCAGGUGUCCGUAAAGCGAGGUUUGAACUCUUCUCGCUGCUAAACUAGGAUUCCCCGGCAAGAAUUUACCGCUUUAUAGGCUAGUCUGUAAUAAACUAGGAAUAUUAAUUACUAUCUAGGGACCUUAAGAUCCGAUAACGGCGAUGGCAACGAGAACGUCAAUAAAACAUUACAGCCUGGUAAUACAAAAAACAACAAUUCUUCACGUGCAGCACACUUGUUUUUGUUCAUUGCUUUGCCGACACUGCACGAUUACGACGUGGAAAUGCCUUAAUUCCUAAUUUCACGUUUUAAGGAGGACUUAACUUUUCUUUCUCUUUCUGAAGUUCAGCGGAUAUGGUUCUUAGGAAUUCAACUCCAGGAUAAUUCGCCUAGUAAGCUUUUGACAAAGCAAUUGAGUUGAAUUAUGUCGAUGAAGAUUGAACAGGGAAAGAGAUCUCACUUUAUGUGAUUUUUGUUGCCGUCGCCGUCCUCCGACCUUCUAUUAACUAGAACGAUCCUUACACUAACUCAAAAUGAUGUGGUGACCAUGAUCUUUCCUUCAAGGUCCGUAUAAUUUCUUUUUCCAUGGUCCCUUUGGGCGAUGGUCACUACACGGACAGAGGUAUCGAGUUCCCUGGCAACGAGGUAAGGUUUCGUCAUCAAGACGUGCCCCAUUCCCCCGCCGGUUCGUCAUUUCGGAAAGAAUUUGUUUUACUAGACACAGACCCCCACCGGGCCAGGGAGAAGGUGAUGAGGUUUAGGUUGCGUUCCUUUUGACCAAUCAAAAUCCUGAUUUUACAAUGAUUUAUCGUUCCAUUAAUAAUCUGAACCAUCGAUCUCGACGUUUGGAUCGUUCAGACUGGUAUCUCAAUCUGGUUUCAGAUUUUCGUUCCAUUUAACGAAACUGCUCUUUGAUCGCCAGAAUGAGCUGGUAUCUCGAUAAACAUGGCUGGUCAAAGUCAGUUCAGGCAAAAAGAUUUUACACUCCUCCGUUGUUUUAUGCCGCUUAAGGACCGUAGUUUAAUUGAUUCAAGUUGCACUGGGGUAACUCUAAAUCCGUAAAGAAACGAGAGCGCUUGGAGAUUCUCACCGUGAAAUGUCCGAUGUGUGUUUAGUGCUCGCCUCAAAGCAUUUUUAAAGCUUCGUAAUUGUCUUCUGAGCUUGUUUGGUUAAAAUUACAGAUAUUUUCAAGUUACAAGGCCCAGUAAGGACAGCUACUUGUUAAAGAGCUACUUUUCCUUCCAUCGCUCCACGAGAAGACUCAUAAUUUAACGAAGAUAAUUAUAAAAACAGAUGCGAGGAAAUUGAGAAGAUCAGUGUGCAGCAGCCAUCUCUUCUCAGAUUUUUGUUCCGGAUAGCACGAAAGUACAAACAAUCUGGAUUGUAUAAAAUCCGAAAAAUGUUUGGCUAAAGGGAACGCAACCUUAAUGUCGCUUUAACCUGCGAUCAGGAGCUCUUUUUUCCUUUAGAGAUACUUUGACACUUUUUAAGAUAAUGGAGGGGAGGGCAUUUUCUCAGGUUAAUGGGGAGUUAAAUCAAAUACCUUUUUGAGCGACGCACAUCAACCGGAAGUAAGUCGUUUUCCCUUUCAUUUUGACAUGACGCUACAAACGUUGCUUUCCUAAGUGUCUUCAGUUUUCUCUAAUAUAGACUAGUUGCCCGAAAUUCUGGUCAAAGUCAUGUCUGUAGGAAGACAGCCGGUCAUUAACUUAUAAACUCCAAAUCGUGUUUUUCGAAAGUAACUUGAAGGUGCGGAUUGAAUACUACAAAACAAAAUCAUCGGAUGGAAAGAAAGCCAUGCUAAUUCAACAUACAAGUCAACAGAAAAGGAAAUUGAUUAAAUUUAACUUCUUCUGAUCUUAUGGCUAACUUUUUUUAGUUGAAAUAGAACUGGUGGUCUGCUGCGUUCUGAUUGGUUGAGCUACCACUAAAUAUAGGCUACAUGUUAUAGCCCACUAGUAGCGAAAAGCGCCGGCUUUGAAAACCAAAACAAAGGUUUUAAGUCUGGCUUAAACUAGCUAAAGUUUUUUUUGUUUCGAUAGUUUUUACCAAGUAGUUGGAUUUUACUGAAACAAUUAUUCCUCUUACCCUCAUGGCCUCUGAGUCAAUAGCCCAUUGACUCAGGGCUAUAGACUCAGACGCCCAUUCGGGCUCGAGGAAUAAUUGUUAAAUACCUCAUUCGCGUACGACUAAGCAACUAUUGCUCAUUGCAGCUAAAGCAACUCUAUAACGAUGUGCAAAAAGAGAACAAGGUUUCUGGCCAACAGAAAUCCGUAAAGUCUUAAGAACGCCGGAUUAAGAUAAUUGUCCUGUCGUGGGGUAUAACCGCCUCGUAACAACUUUUUCUGAGUACAGCCCGGGUGGUUUUAAAAGUUGUCCCAGUGCUGAAUAAAAAGAGCGUAUUCCAAGAUUUAGCGUCUGAUUUUGUUUAAUAACUGAUUAUUUUCUUUGUUACCAUCUAUUGGUUAUCUUCCAGUUCAGUGCGGAGGUAACGUAACUAUUAACAACACUAGUGAAAUCACUAGUCCCGGAUUCCCAUUAAACUAUCCUAAUAAUGCAAACUGUGAGUGGAAAAUCUACGUGGAUGAAGGCUCGCGAAUAAAGCUAACGUUCAUGGACUUUAAAGUAAGUGAUAAAUUAAUGAGGGAACAAAGUUUUUAAGUGAUUAGCAACGACAUUUAAAAUUCUAUUUUUAAAGUGACUAACAUUUUGGGCUUUGAUCCAAGAAAAGAUAAUCAUCCCGACCCCUUUCCACAGUAAGGCUUUUGAACUUGUUUACAAAUUUGAGACAAGCUGAACGUUGCUUUGCACACUGAGUAGAGGUAUUUUAUUGCCCUCUAAGGGGUCUCCAAACGUUGCUUUCCAUGAACCUGCUCCAAACUUAGCUUGCUAUUUGUUGUGACAGCUACCUGAUCGUCGAGUUUCCUCUAUUGUACCUAACGUUAAUUCUUUCAAAAACCUAUUUGAGCGGUUUUAUUCCUGACUUUCCCCUGUCUUUAAAACCUUCAUUUCUCGAUAACCAUCUUACCAUCCAACAUUCGGAUUUUUCCAUUUUUGUAUUAAUUUCGUUGACUGAUAAGCCAGUAAAUCGAAGUAUACACGCUUAUGCUCUCAUAUAGCUGAACGGUUUUGAGUUAAGAGGGUUUAUCUUUCAUGAUAUUCACAAACAACAGAGAAGGAGUUCGAGCGAUUCGGGCUACAAAGUACAAACAAUAUGUGGCGGGAAAACAUACUCGCACACGCGCACUUGUUGCGCAGAAGUACACAACAAGUAUAAAAUAUACUGUUUGACGUUGGCACAACAGGAAUAAAAUAUUUAAUUAUAUUGAAACACCCAACUUUGGUUUAAACGAUUUGCUUACCAAGUCCAAUCAUACUGCAUUAUAGAUUUAUAGAGUAGAGGAACGAACUUUUGAGACACUCUGUAGUAAUUACGUCUCGCUGAGUAACGUAUGUUUCACCCCCUAGGUGGAAUCAUGUCCGUUUGAUUAUUUGGAGGUUUUUAAUGGUGACACAAAAGAUAUAAAGAAACGUGUAGCUAAACUAUGCGGAAGUGAUUUACCUGAUCCUAUCGAAUCCAGUGGCAACACGCUCAUCCUAAAGUUCUCUUCAGAUUACGCAAUUUGCUACAAAGGCUUUAAGCUGCAGCUUACAAAAACAGGUGUGGCACUAGCUAGUUUUGUGAGUACAUAUCAAGAGUAAUGAGAAUUAUUCUCUCUGUACAUAUUUAUCCUGAUGUAAUUAGGCAUUUACAAUAUGGUACUGAGCAAGUGACUGCAAAACGCCGGAUAAGCAAUAGUACCUACAGUGAACAUAGACUAGAGAUCAGAAAGUAGUUGCGGCCACACUAGAAUGCGAUACGAGAGGUUUCACCUGUAAGCUUUUACCGGGAAUUAUUAUUAUUAUGUUUUUUUUUUUAUGGAUAAGAAGUCACUUCAUUGGAGAUGGUUGUAGCUCAUUGAGGUUCGACCUUAAUAUGUAUAUUUCUAUGAUGUCAAUCUUUCGUCUUUCAGCUCCAUUGUGUGGCCCAGAGGAUGCUUUUGCGGAUUAUGCCUUCCUUAUAGAUGCUUCAAGCAGUAUUCUCCCAUCGGAAUUUGAUAUUUUAAAAACCUUCGUCAAACGAGUGAUAGACUUUCUUCAGAUUGGACCUAAUCAGACCCAUGUUGGUGUGAUUGAGUACAGCAGGAAUGCUAGUUUGCAGUUCAAUUUUUCAAGAUCCUAUGACAAACGAGAAAUUAAAAACUUUGUGGAACAAGUACCCCAUACUGCAGGUAUCACACGGAUCGAUUUGGCGUUGAAGGUUGCUUCGGAACAAUUAUUCACACCGCAAGAAGGAAUGAGAGACGGUUCAAGAAAGGUAAGGUUAAUUAAGCAGCUAUCAAUAAAUUCACCGUGAUUUUCCUUAAGUUCCCCGGUAAGUGUGAAACGGUAACUUAUUUUUCCUUCUAAAAUUCCAAAACAUGAACCCAAGGACUACAGAAGGAUUUUAUGUCGAGAACAUUUUCUAAUUUUGUGAAGUAUUAUUUGUAAAGAAACUGCAUUUGACAGUUAUCGUUCAAAGAGAUACAAAGUUCUAAACUAGGUAAUGGGUGAAAGGGGUGCCAUUUGUCAAUAGAAGGUAUUCUAAAGGGGUACCUUUUCUACCAAAAAUGGUAAGAGGUGAAACGCUAAUUUAUUAUUCCUUCUAAAAUUCCAAAACAUGAACCUUUCUAACAUUUGAUGACCUGAUGUACGCACCACAUCGUAUUGAGAAACGUUUCGUUCUCUUAGUUGUACUCGAACAACAACAAAUCAACAAAAAUUUUAUUCCACAUAGUUCAGAUACAACACUAAUUACAUACCACGCACCGUUCACACCUUGCUCAAGGCUUCCGGUUCAGAAUGAUACCUUGUUUUAGACUCGGGAUCCCGAAAACCGCACCCAGUUCAGCGGCGCAUCCCCGUUUUGGCCAGGCAAGGGAGUCCACCCACCUUGGAUUACAGACGGAAGUUAAUUCCCUCCUUUCACCCGAUCUGCAAGAUAUACAGGUUGUCCCAAAAGUUCGUGCCUUUAAUUUCAUGAGCUAAAACUUUUGAUCAAAGCUUAAUAUUGACACGAAAUUUCUCAAACAUUUUUAUUGCUUUAUCGAGUUCAUGUAUUUAGAAGUUCAGUAACUGGCAUUGCCCCUUUGUUUUUUUGUUUUUUUUUUAUCACACUCUGUUGCAGUUGCGGCAGUGAGUGCAGGAGCCAUGUUAUGUAGCGUAUAAAGCCCCAGAUGAUUCAUUUUAAGCUUUUUUGUCACCUAGUAAGCAGGAGCCACUUGAGACCAGCUGAACGAUGCUUUGCAAACUGAGUAGAGGUUUUUUAUUGCCCUCUUAGGGGUCUCCAAACGUUGCUUUUCAUGAACCUGCUCCAAACUUAGCUUGCUAUCUGUUGCUAUCUGUUGUGACAGCUCGUCGAGUUUCCUCUAUUGUACUUAACGUUCUUUCAAAAACCUAUUUGAGCGGUUUUAUUCCGGACUUUCCCCUCGUUUCUUGUCUUUAAAACCUUCAUUUCUCAAUAACCAUCUUACCACCCGACAUUCGGAUUUUUCCAUUUUUGUAGUAAUUUCGUUGACUUAUAAGCUAGUAAAUCGAAGUAUACAUGCUUAUGCUCUCAUAUAGCUGAACGUUUAUGAGUUAAGAGGGUUUAUCUUUCACGAUAUUCACAAACAACAGAGAAGGAGUUCGAGCAAUUUGGGCUACAAAGUACAAAAAAUAUGUGGCGGGAAAACAUACUCGCACACGCGCACUUGUUGCGCAGAAGUACACAAAUCAAAUAUUAGAGUCAAAAGAUGGCACAACAAGUAUAAAAUAUUUAAUUAUAUUGAAAGACACUACUUUACUUUAAACGACUUGCUUACCAUGUCCAAUCGUACCGCAUUAUAGAUUUAUAGAGUAGAGGAACGGACUUUCGGGACACCCUUAGCUAGCUGUAUAUGCAAUUAUAUAAUUACUACUCGCUGAGUAACGUAUGUUUUGCCUCCUAGCUGGAAAAAUGUCCGUAUGAUUAUUUGGAGGUUUUUAAUGGUGACACAAAAGAUAUAAAGAAACGUGUGGCUAAACUAUGCGGAAGUGAUUUACCUGAUCCUAUCGAAUCCAGUGGCAACACACUCAUCCUAAAGUUCUCUUCAGAUUACGCAUUUGGCUACAAAGGCUUUAAGGUGCAGCUUACAAAAACAGGUGUGGCACUAGACUAAGAAGUUCUGUUGGUACAUAUCAAGAGUAAUGAGAAUUAUUCCCUCUGUACAUAUUUACCCUGAUGUUAUUAGGCCUUUAUAAUGUUGUAGCAAGUGUCUGCAAAACGCCGGAUAAGCAAUAGUACCUACAGUGAAUCUCUACCUACUAGAGAUCAGACAAUGCGUCAAGCGAUCACUUACGAAUGCGAAAAAUAAUAAAACAUUUUGUAAAAUCACUUUACCCCAAAAGUAAUCGCGGCCACAUGAAAGAGCGUUUCGAGAGCUUUCACAUGUAAGCUUUUAUCGGGAAUUAUUAUUAUUAUGUUUUUUUUUUUGGUGGAUAAGAAGUCUCUUAAUAGGCCUUGUUUUGAUACAAACCUUCUUUGCUUUGUUGUGGAAAUUGUUCUUAAAAAAUACUGGUAAGCAUAAGAAUAACUUGAUUUACAUAAUAAAGCAGGAAGGUUUGUAUCAAAACAAGGUCACCCUCAGCCUCGCUUCCAUCCAUAACUGUAAAAUGGCCUAUUGGAAAUGGUUGUCGCACAUGGAGGUUCGACCUUGUGUAUAUUUCUAUACUGUCAAUCUUACGUCUUUCAGUUCCAUUAUGUGGCCCAGAGGGUGCUUUUGCGGAUUAUGCCUUCCUCAUAGAUGCUUCAAGCAGUAUUCUCCCAUCGGAAUUUGAUAUUUUAAAAACGUUCGUCAAACGAGUGAUAGACUUACUUCAGAUUGGACCUAAUCAGACCCAUGUUGGUGUGAUUGAGUACGGCAGGAGUGCUAGUUUGCAGCUCAAUUUUUCAAGAUCCUAUGACAAACGAGAAAUUAAAAGCUUUGUGGAACAAGUACCCCAUACUGCAAAUAUUACACGGAUCGAUUUGGCGUUGAAGGUUGCUUCGGAACAAUUAUUCACACCGCAAGAAGGAAUGAGAGACGAUUCAAGAAAGGUAUGGUUAAUUAAUCAGCUAUCAAUAAAUUCACCAUGAUUUUCCUUAAGUCCCCCGGUAAGUGUGAAACGAUAACUUAUUUUUCCUUCUAAAAUUCCAAAGCAUGAACCCAAGGACUACAGAAGGAUUUUAUGUCGAGAACAUUUUCUAAUUUUGUGAAGUAUUGAUAUUGAAAAGAAAGUGCAUUUGACAGUUAUCGUUCAAAGAGAUACAAACUUCUAAAUUAGGUAAUGGGGGAAAGGGGUGCCAUUUGUCAAUAGAAGGUAUACUAAAGGGGUACCUUUUCUACCAAAAAUGGUAAGGGGUGAAACGGCAAUUUAUUGUCCCUUCUAAAAUUCUAAAACAUGAACCCUUCUAACAUUUGAUGACCUGAUGUACGCACCACAUCGUAUUGAGAAACGUUUCGUUCUCUUAGUUGUACUCGAACAACAACAAAUCAACAAAAAUUUUAUUCCACAUAGUUCAGAUACAACACUAAUUACACACUCAGAUAAUUGAUUACAGGAAUACUGAGAAAUCGGAAAAAAGUAAAACACACCAUAAAAGUAAACACGGUCAUUUUAAGUAAAGGAGCCGGGUUAAGCCCUUUCCCGAUCGCAAUACUGAUUGUAACGCCUUCGAACAUUUGAUGACUUGAUGUGCGCACCACAUCGUAUUGAGAAAAUCUUCGUUCUCUUAGUUGUACUCGANUUCUAACAUUUGAUGACCUGAUGUACGCACCACAUCGUAUUGAGAAACGUUUCGUUCUCUUAGUUGUACUCGAACAACAACAAAUCAACAAAAAUUUUAUUCCACAUAGUUCAGAUACAACACUAAUUACACACUCAGAUAAUUGAUUACAGGAAUACUGAGAAAUCGGAAAAAAGUAAAACACACCAUAAAAGUAAACACGGUCAUUUUAAGUAAAGGAGCCGGGUUAAGCCCUUUCCCGAUCGCAACACUGAUUGUAACGCCUUCGAACAUUUGAUGACUUAAUGUGCGCACCACAUCGUAUUGAGAAAAUCUUCGUUCUCUUAGUUGUACUCGAACAACAACAAAUCAACAAAAAUUUUAUUCCACAUAGUUCAGAUACAACACUAAUUACACACUCAGAUAAUUGAUUACAGGAAUACUGAGAAAUCGGAAAAAAAACUUUCCCGCCGAUAAUAGCAUAAAAGACUAAUUGCCAGAGGCGGCAGAAAGAUGAAAACAAACUUAUGGUGAUGAAAUAAGACAAUUCAAAGUAGACAGACUACAAAUUGUAUUAACUGAGAUAACUAUACAAUAAGGUUAAAUAAGAAAAAUAAAUGGAAAAAUUUCCUUCCAGAAAAAAAAGAUAAAGGAAUAAAUAGAACAAAAAAAUGUGCUUUCCAAGGCUAAGAUAAAUCAUGCUAAAGUAAUUGAGCAAUUGGGAGACUUCAAUAUAGUCAUUUUCAAGCUCUAAAGUUUCAAGAUUCGGAACUUGGAUUUACGAAGACAUCUAACAGAAAAGUAGGUUGAGUUUGAAGUAUUCUACUUCAACUGGCUCUAGACCUGAGAACGCUAUUAAGAACUCUACUGUUGAACUACCACUAGCUACAGACGACAUUAUGGACCUACUCAACCUCUGUUUGACUUCAACGUACUUUCAGUACGGUGGUAAGAACAAUUACAACACGGACUUUGUUAGACGAAACACUCACAGUAACGCUGAUUCCAACAUUCAGACCAAUUCUGGCCCUGUUACGACAGCGACUAUACCGUACAUCAGAGGCACCUAUGAAACUAUUGCACGUAUAUUACAACCUUACAAUAUACCUGUUGCACGCAAACCGAUAACCACUUUACGGCGACUGCUAACUAAUGUCAAGGACAAAACAAACCGGAGGACAGAAAGGGAGCAGUAUACAAGAUCAAAUACUGCGACUGUCAGGCUUCUUACAUUGGUGAAACCGGCAGAAACCUAAGCACGAGACUGACCGAACACAAACGAGCGACGAAGAAUGGUGACGUCAACAAUCACAUUGCUGAGCACCAUUUAAAGACGAAACAUCAAAUUGACUGGGACUCUGCCACAUGUAUAACGUAUUCUACAGACUGCUAGUUUAGAAAGCUGGUUUACUAACUUAGAACAAACGCCACUGAAUCGUACCCAACAGUUACCAGCGCCGUACAAACGACUUAUUGACGAGAUCAAGCAAAACUAACUACGAGAGAAUGACAAUUUGAUUAACAAAAGACGACUGUUUAACUGUGACAAUAGACGGAUCGAAACGCACCAAUUACUGAUUACGAGUCUUCAUAGCCAAUAACAUCACGGCUUAACUGACAAACGACCAAUAACAUUGCGACGUAAUUGACCAAUCAGAUCAAUAACCAGAGUAUGAUACCGUCAACUGACGUGAUACAACUCUGAUACAACUUUGACCCUGAAUAUGACUACCGCACAGGUUUUCGAAACGUCAGUCACUGUCAACAACAACAGUCCUAUUCAGGACUACUUUCACCUGGACGAUCAAACUCAACCUACUUUUGAAAUGACUCCUGGGUUCAAACCUUUCACAGUUUUACAUCUAACAGAGUAAGGGAUAGAGUUCCAAAUCGAUAUACCAGUCCUUGAAAAAGAUUUUUUCAUUUGCUCAGUUUUGGAAGUUUCACGUAGAAGCAUUCAUUUGACGAUGAUCUGGUGUUACAAUUUUGAAUCGUACUGGUUUUGGUGAAUUGGCUAAGAAUGUUGGUCUUGGGACGGACUGCUCAUGAAUGUCAUGCAUACAUUAAAUAACGUACAUGUUUAAAGAAUGAAAAGGACAAAGGAAGUCAUUUUACUUGGACAAAAAAAAGGAACCGCAUGUUCUCGAGCAUUACCAAGCGAGCGAAAAGCACGUUUUUGCAGUACCAAUAGCCUCUUAGAAUAUAAGGUUCUCAGUUUCGAUCCGUUGGCUGGCAACCAAUUUGAUAUGCUAUUUUUUCAGGUCAUGGUUAUUCUUACUUACGGGAACCAAACUGGAUUUGACCUUGUUCCUGAUCAGACACCUCUUGAGGAUGCAAUACAACCAUUCAAGGAUUUGGGUGUCAAGAUUAUUGCGAUUGGUAUUGGAAGUGUAGACAGGGAGCAGCUGGCAACUUUGGUCACUGACCCCAGUGAUAUUCUACAGCCAAAAAAUUUUCAAGAACUCUUGACUUUAGUGAAGACAACGGUUGAAAAGAGCUGUGAAGGUACGUAUUUAAAUAGUUAACUUCAUAUUGGCGCCUCGGCCCUAAAGAUCUGCUUUUAAAAGACAAGAGAAUGGAUUGGGAGCUUUCUGGCCCCUCCCCUCCCCGCUGAUGAUGAUGCGAACAUCUGGAAAUAAAGCGAAAAGUGUCAAGGAGUAUAUGACAGUGGGAGACCCAUUACAAACGAAAAGGGGGUUAGCGUCUAUGAAUCCCGUUUCUUAUUCAUUUUUGGGCAAACGAUUUUAGUAUAAACCGCACAAGCUGCAUUUCCAUGAGUGAAGUCCAAAAUCCGUCGCGCUUGCAACAGCAGUGAAGAAACAAAAAAGCUCUGACAAAGGAAAGGCUCAUUUUACAAAUGGGUCAUAUUUUGAGGCCAGUAAUGUCUUGCUUCACUUAAUCGCUAGAGGGAAUAGGUUACGCACAAGUAAGCUCCUAGCCUCCCCUCCCCCCUCUCCUCCAUCCCCUAUACGAACGGAGCGCCACAUCGAAGGGUCAAAUUUUAUCAAGCGCAGUGGCGUACAUUACAGUUAAUUCACCAGUUAACUGUUCUUGACGCCGUGACAAUGUGUCAGUAAAAAGCGGCAGUAAUAUGAUUGCCUUGUUGCGUUUACUAGGUGGGAACAGCCCCAGUUUGUUGCCCGGUCUGUGAUGAUGAUGAACAUGAGUCGACGGUCACCGGUUCAGUAAACAACGGCAGAUGAGUCAUGCAUAAACCGCAAAUGCCUUAUAGCUUGCCAGCUUUUAAAAAUUGUUUUAUACUUUUUCAGUUGUUAGGAGCAAAGCUAGCGUUAUAUUAGCCUUAUAUUAGUGUAAUCGGCUCCUGUCUUUAGAGCAAAUUCCAUUUUUAAACCGCAGAAGUUGUAAGCAACCUCGUUCCCAGGGUCCUCUCCUAGUCGUCUCCCGAAGCGAGAGAGGAACCUUGAGAAGGAGGCUGGGAAAUAGGCUCUGAUGAACUGGCCUCGAUAUAGACUACGAGUAGUCCCCAUUUUUCCUCAGGGAUAGUAGAGCGAGCGAAACGCGAGCGAGCGUGAAAAUCACCCAACGCGAGAAAGGCGAAACGCGGCGGUUAGAAAGAAAUUUCAUGUUGUCUCUCCCCACCGGCAUCUCUCUUUUCUCGCGUGGGGUGAUUUUCACGCGCUCUCGCGUUUCGCUCGUUCUACUAUCCCUGACGAAAAAUAGGGACUAAUCGUAGUCUAGCCUCGAUAGGUACCGUGGAAAGUAUAUUAUCUGUCGGAUACAACACGCACGUUUCAUACAAAUGGCAAAAUUUCUGAAAGUGAUGAUAAUUCAGUAACGGUACAGGAGACGGUAGAGAUAAUAAUAAUGAUGAUGAUAACUCUGACGGUUUGUUAUAAAGUCAGAAUGAUUGUACUUGAGGAUUCAAUUCUAAUAACUGCAAAUGAUUUUGAAUUUUAAUUUUAUCUCAAUGAUUUUCCUUUAUUAGCACUUCUGUCAAUAAAGCUUGCAUUGCUGUUGUUGUUCUUGUCUGUGAUUAGUACAUUUCGUGGUUAAAGUGCCUCCAGCGAUAUUACCGGGCUGACCUUAUGUCGAGGACAUGAGGGAGCCUUUAAAACACCCAAUUUUAACUGAAUUGAAAUAGUAAACCGAACCUUACGGCAGGAGAGUAAUAGAAAAAAUAAAACAAAAACAAUUAAAUGGAUAAUUGUAUUUGGCAAAUAUAUUCCACUGUGUUACUUGUUUUCUUUCUUUAUUUUUCUAUGACUCAUCUGCCGCAAGGAUCAGUUUGCUGUUUAAUUUUGAAAUUUGGUAUUGAAGAUUUUACUGAUCCACAGAUUUACUAAAGAUCCGCUGACCCUCAUACCCUCACUGGUUUCUUACGGUAUACUUUUAGAUACUUCAGAGCUUUUGGGGCGAAAAAGAAACUCCCCUCUUUCUAUGAGCGUAAUGGAAGCCAAAGAUUUGAAACAGGAAAACCUUAACGUCAUAAAAAGGUCAAAAAUACCAUUUCGGGCAGGUUACUUGUCUGAAAAGAAUUAGAAGAGGAGUUAAACCCUGAAAACCGUUUCUCGCUACGAUACUCAAAAUUCGAAUUAUGGGACUUUAAAGAUACAGCAUUAUAGUGUACCCCCUGGAACCAUACCUUUCCUUAAUAAAACGAUCGACUUCUUUGAUUUAUUUUACUGCAAAGUAAGCUGUUUUUUUUUCGGUAACAUAAACCUUUCUUAAUGGUCCAAUUCUCGUAUCAUCUUAGAUUUUCGUCUUUUGACUUAAAAACGCUAGUUUUUGGAAAACAAAAACUGAUCACCUGACAUUUUAUUACAAAAUUUUCUUUUUACUUUUAAUUAGAUUCGAAAAUAAAGGCAAUUACGUUAAAAUCAUCUCAUAUCCAACAAGCGCGAGUGGAAUAAUUGUUUUAUUAAAACGCCUACAGAAUAUCGAGAAUUCUUCCCGACUUUAUUUGUAAAAACCAACUAUUUUCAGCUUGUUUUUAAUUUUAAGCAGACGCGUACAACCGUUACCAAACUUGGAGAGCAUGGUAUAAUGGAUCAUAUACCCACAGGUAGCCUAAGCUCCAAAUAUGAGCAUCGGCGAGCAUCGGCAUUGUUGCGUAACAUUCAAAAUAUAAGGAUUUGUAUGGGAAAAAACCUAUCGUUUCUGUAACCUACGAAAAUAAAAGGAUUUCAAUAAAAAGCAGCUUACCUUACUUAAAAUGUGUGUCACGUCUCUCCUGUGUGGUCCACGGGCCGAUUUAUGGCCGUUGUAUGAGUUUUUAUGUAAACAGUUUUCUGUCUAUAUAAAGAAGGUGGGCACUCCAGCGAAGUGGCCCGACUGAUUGUUGUAUUGCCUGCAUGCAGACGUCUCCUAUUUCCGUUGUUGCAACAAAGGAAAUAGGAGACGUCUGCACGCAGGCAAUACGUUGUAAAGAAUCUAAAGAAAUUAAGACUAAGAAUCUAGUACUGGAUUCUAACAGCGAGACGCAGUCCUAAUUUGAGUUACGUCCGAUGCAUUCGGAACAGGCCUGACUUCAACAACAACAAAAAAACAACAACAACAACAACCACAAGAAAAAACAAAUAAAACUUUUCAUGUACACGUAUACAAUGACACGAGCCACGUUCUUCGAAAACAAAAAUAACAAAACUACUGAUACUAGCCAUGAGUAUAAUUUCCCGUUUCCGAUGACUUUAAUGGCGAGGCCGGAAAUAGUUCUGAAGUGGUGUUUAUGGCUAUAUGCUGAGUCAUGCACUAUCGUAUAAUUUGGCCCACCCUACAAGUCCUUUUGUACUGUAUCUGAAGCAUAUACCUUCUUAUUUAAAAGAAAUUUUUGUCGUAUGUUUGGUAGCACGGCGGGUCUUUCAUAUGAAACACUGAGGAUGCGUGUCGUCUGCAAUCAUUUUUGUAAACCACAUUUCCGUUUGUGUAACACUUCAGCAUUAGUCUGGACGGAACGCAAAAAUUUUUAGGCAUACGGGCAAUACCCAGAAUAAAUAAAGCAGACUAAAAAAAAAAAGAAAGAAAGAAAGUUUCGAUGACAUCUACAUUACGUGCUUUAUAGAAAUUAAAACUGUUACAUAAUUAUUUGGCUGUCAUGUCUGUUCACUGAGUUAGAGGUAAAUAUUAGAAAAAAGGCUCGAUCCACGCACACGAGUUUGGCGGUCCCAAAAAAGGGUUCAAUCCAAUGUUCGUCAGUCAGCGGUGGUUUUCUCUUGGUUUUCCUCGUUGAUAUCCUGUUGCCUUGCGGUUAUAAGACAUCUUUGUCUAUCAUAGACCUUAGACUACAGAGCUUUUUGUAUCAUCCCAGUACAUACUGUAAAGCUACCUUUGUAGUCUACUAACCUACAAGGCCCUUUGAAGAGACUAACAAAGGUACAACAACAACAACGAGCUUUAUUUGCAUGACCAUAUAAGCACAUACAGUAUUGCAAAAGCUAUGUUUAGGAAUCAAAAUUACAACACAGGGCAAUUACGGGCUUUGAUAAAAAUUUGUCACGAACAUCAAAACAAGCUGAAAUAUAUUUUAUGAAUUGUAUUUUGAUAAAGUAAUUAGAAGAGUUCAUCAGUUCAUUGAUCAAGACGUUUAAAGGUAACUGGGUAAUAUUUGGAAUCAGAGUCUUGACUUUAUAGUAAAAUUUCAUUUCUAAUCAUAGAGUAUGUAGGAUAUUGAAAAAGAAAGUGAACUCCGUCUUCUUUCAAUUACAUCCACAAAAAGGGCAAUGCCUAUUAUCCUUCGUAGUUUGAUUGUAUCUGCCUAUUUCUAUCAUUAGUUUGUGAUUGCUUAUUCGUAGUUUUACUAAAACUCCCUCUCCCAACUGUUCCUCUUGUUAAGUCUAAGUAACUAGAGGAGGUAUGAUCGGUUUUAAAAGAUCUAUAAAAUUCAAGUUUUUGAGAAUGUUGGAGGACGUUUUGACAAUAUGAGAUAUAUUCCUGUUUCAUUGAACUUACAUAGCUUUUUACCAUAGCUAUAUCUAAUAAAUCAGGGUUAAAGUCAGGAAGCUUAAAGUAUUCUGACAUAUUCAUUAAAUGAGAGUGGAAGCUAUUUUUGCCAUUACAGGGUAAGUCGAAUGACAUUAAAAAAGCUUGUUUGACACUCGAAAAAAGCCUUUAGGACCUUUAGCCGGUCUCGAAAACUCACAGGCAAGAUUAAACUUGAAUGCUUUUAUAUGGCGAUGCUCUGAAUUUUGCAAAGGAUCGAGUAAAUACACCCACAUGUUGGUUGUUAUGAGUCAUCCAAAUUAGUGAAGAGUUUUACAUAUACUGAUCUGUAGUUUCUAUCAGCUUUUGGUUGACGCCGAUGAAAUAAAACCUGAUUUAGCUCGGGCGGAAAUCCGCCACUUAAAAACGAACAGCGCCCUACCGGAAUGAGUCACGUUGGCUGGGUAGAAAAAAAAUGGUGAACAAAAAGCAGACAAUACCAUAAGCAAUCCAGUCUUUAUUUAGGAGUUGCUAAGGACAGCGCACUCAACAAGGUUUGAAUUCCGAAGGUGAAGACAAAAUAACAACCGCAUUGUCAGCUAACUACUGAGAGCUCACAGAAGUACGGUAAGCCGUUUGCCUGUUAUGCCUACAAUGUCGCACUUUAGCCGCUCCACGUAGAACGUGCCCACGUCUACAGUUAGAAAAGUGACUUAAAUGAUCGCUAUUUCCUGCGCAAGAAACUGCACCGUCAGGGUGUGCUGACCAGUAAAAGACAUUAGAGAUACAAGCUCCUGACCAAGGUAGAACCAUCUCAGUACCCAGCGUAGAUGAUCUGUUACCUUACGUCUCUUGUCAUGAAGUAGCCUGCGAACGACCGACGUUUCUCCUCGCUCAUCGCCGCUGAGGGACGUUUCGCGAGGAGAAACGUCUGCCGUUCGCAGGCUAGUCAUGAAGAUCAGGCUGCAGACGGUUAAAAGGUGGUUAACAAUAUCCAUUGGAUGAAUUUCUAUCCACUGAAUAGCGCAAUUGGUUUCCCUAACACUUAUCCACUGGAUAGUGAUUUAUCCGUUAGAUAGCACUAUCCUUCUUUUGAACACCUGAGGCCAGAUCCCACUGCAUUUUUACUGCACUGCCUCUUUAAAACAUGAACUAUCUCACUAACGGCGAUAUACUAAACCUGUGGGAAUUCAACACACAACAUCGCAGAGAUAAAAAUCAUAAUUUCAUACACUUUAUCUAGGGGCUUAAAAGAAAGACUGCAGCAGAUUCCGAGGCUGGAUAAAAGAAAAAUAUUUUAUUUGUUGGUUAAUUAUAAACAAAACCCCAUCCCUCGGCUCUGUCAGUCCCUGAGUGGGUAUCCUACAUAGCUUCAAAGUUUUGAUCACUUUCAAUGUACUUUUGGCUUUGUCAUUUCCGUUGAGUAUGAUUAUCACAGUAAAUAAAACCCCCGGGAGGUACUUGCCGAAGUUUUCAAGUGCGAGGAGACUCCGCUCCGAAGUCCAGCCCCUUACCCUUUUAUGUAACGCUUUUGACAGAGAAGAAACCCCUUUAGUUUACCUUCUAUUGACAAAUGGUACCCUUUUCGCAUAACUUGUUUAGAACACUACAUCCCCUUUAACUGCUUUCAAUCAGUGCUCAGUCUAGAAAGUUUUCUCGUUCUUUUCACAUCCAUAAAUUGCGUCUGUAAGCCCUUUUGGCCUAGCUUGGGACCAGGCUCCGCCGGUUAGGAGGACAAGGAGAAAAAAAAUCGGUGUGGGCGAAAAAAAAAAAGAAAUCGGCUAACGAAGCGAGCCGAGAGGUAGUCUGGGGAGCGGAAAGGGUAGCGAAAUGACAUAUUUCCCUACCCUUUCAUACGCUUCAACUGAUGAAAUCCUGAGUACCCUUUUAUUUACCUAGUAGCCAACUCGAAAGCUUGGCGCCUUUGGCUGCUACAUACUUUUUCCUUUGUUAUGUUUAAUUCAAUGUAUAGUUAGCUGUGUUUUUACUUCUUAUUUUUUCUUAUUGUUGUUGUAUUGUAAUUGUAUAAGUGUGAAUAAAUGAACUUGAACCUAAGGUCUGAAAAAGGUACCCCUUUCGGGAGGAGCCUCCCCGUAUAGGCCGUUAUAAGGAGUACCCCCUGGAGCAAAUCCGAAGAGCGACGGGUUUUUUUAGUAUAUUCCUCAUCAGAAACUGUUUUUUUCCUAUCCUUUUGUGUCUUGUAUUAAAAAAUAAUCUCUCUCCAUCCUAUACGCGAUCUAAGUUUAAUAGAACGGAAAAAGUGAACAACUGUUCCUGUUCUAGCGCCUUAUCUUGGAUCCCGAGAUAUGAUCGACUACAAUUUCAAACUUUGUCUUCUCGAAAACUUCCUUUUCUGCAAGAGAACCCUCCAUGCAAGAUCUGAUAAAAAUCUGAUAAAAGACACUCUUUCAUAGCAAGUGCAAUGCGAUCACUUACACGGUCAGGUGGGCAAACUGUUUAAGCUGACCGUGCGAAGAAUCAAUAUAGUAAUAUCUAGCUGGAAAAUCGCAGCUUUUGAGCAGAUGAGUCUAAUUUAUCUCCUGGAUAACUAUUUAUCCGUUGGAUGAAUCUUUAGAAGAUAGCGAUAACGACCAAUAUUAGUAUAAAUUUUACCAUGCAACGAAUUACGCAUCUUUGGGUGUGGCAUGACGACAUCAAGUGCUUUUUCUACCCUGGAGGCAAGUUUGAAGGCAAAGUUCUCUUCUUAUCCAUAUCCGGUUUUAAAACGUAUUAAUCUUAAUUUACAAGCAGCUGUUAUUUUUGCGAGUCAAUCUGUUUUGAUGAUAUAUAUCUGGCUCUAACCGUUUGUAAGCCCAGCUGCCGGGCAUGGCCGCUCAUAAAUUUUAUACAGUUUUAUUUUGACUGAAGAGGAAUACACUUAACUUUUAGAAUAGAUAAGAGAGUGCGGUUGUAUCUGCAUUCUUUGUUCUUAUCACUCAUUGAAGAACGUCAUCAAUGAUUUCAGACUAUUUUCAAUUACGCAAAGCACUGACCAACAAGGCAAUUGUUUGAAUUGAAUCUAGAACCUUUUCUUGCAAACUUAAGCCUUAAAAACAAUCUCGCCCCCAGAGCUUUUCUCCCCAGAAAUUUCCCAAGGGGAAAACCCUGGUUAACAAGGUUGAGUUAGAAUUGCGAAUUUAAUAAUUGCACUGAAAAAUAUACUGAGAUUGUUUCAGAAGAAAAUAGAUAGGAGAGUUUCGUAACACAGUCCUAGAGCCGAAAAAUGUCUUGAAGUUGAAUUGAAUGUGAUUGAUAAUUCAACUGAGAAAAGUUUAUCUUAAAACAGCGUAUUCGUCUCAAUCUCAUCCAUAUACAUCCGUUUGGCCGUGACCUUGAACAGUUUACCGUAGUAAAUCACACCAUUUAAAAAGUAUAUUGGGCUCACAAAAAAAGUAUAAAAAGGCACGAGCUGUACCUAAACACUACAGAUUUAGCGUCCAUUCUUCCAUUCACCGCAUUUUUUUAAGGCCGGAAGUAUUACGUUAUGGCGGUUUUAAACUUCUUAAGGGGCGACGCCUGUUUUUGAUCAUAGUCGUGCUGCCUCUCAUACCAUGAAAUAAACAAUAUUUUGCUCAAAGAGAUGCCAACACAACUCUUAAAGUCAAGAAAAUUCAGAGAAUUUUUUUAACAAAGUAUUUAGGAACAAGAGAAUCAAGCGAAAGAUCUGCUGGUCUGACAGUUUACAUUCGGAAAGUUACGCUAGGACAGGUACGAUUUCUUUCGCCGUGGACUCUGGCCACAGUUCAAGGGAGACUAUUUGGGUGUCCUUUUCUGCAUGCGACCCAAAACAAGUUACUGUUUAGUCUCGCUGGUGUCGUCCUGAAUCAGUUUCAAUUUCUCUCUUAAUCAUCAGAGAAGAUUUACAUUCUUUGGCUGAUUAAUUUUUCCGAACAAGUUUUAAAGUCUUUACAAAUAAUCUAG